Molecule: messenger RNA, 1605 nt
Organism: Closterium sp. Naga37s-1
Lineage: Eukaryota; Viridiplantae; Streptophyta; Zygnematophyceae; Desmidiales; Closteriaceae
Source: the annotation of a GenBank genome assembly
AUGGCACAGAAUCGAGCGCGCGAUGAGCCAUCAGUCGCGCACCGUAAACCUAUCAUUGUUUCCCCGCACGGCGGAAUGAGCUGCGUGGACGACCCGCACGGCGCGUUCAGCUGGGCGGACGGCCCGCUGGGAAGCAGCAGCCCGUCCUUCUUCGCCUCCGACCUCGUCGCCGCGCAUCGCCCUUCGCCCUUCGCGCUCCUCUCGCCACUCCCCGUGUGCGCCGACUCACGCGCCGCGCUGGCGAGCUCGAGUGUGCGCGAGCUGAUGGAGCGAUGCGAAGCUGAACGGCACGACGCGUGGCAGCAGCGCGUGAUGCAGCAGCGCCGGUGGAACGGCGCGGCCGCCCAGCCGAACCACUCCGCUGCGCUCCCCGUGCGCGCCCCGGAGAGCUUCGCGCGGGUCCCAGCGUGGGGCGCAGCAGCAGGCGGCGCUUUGACCCACUCGCAGCCACUGCUGGCCGCAGCAGCAUCGGCUACAGCAGCGCUGUGGGGCGGCAAAACCGCACACGGUGACGCACAAGCAAGAAGCUCUCUGAACGGGCUGUGCAGCCCCACUCACAGUUGGCGAGAGGCAGCAGAGUCGUGUCACACACACUCGCCUUCGCGCCGCGGUGGCGCUGCUGCAGCGAGCGCCACAGGCGGUGCAUACGAGUCGGCGAGCAGGGCCGCUGCUGCUGGUGUUAGCGCAGGUGGGGGGCAGGGUGCGCGUGGGUGUAGCGCGGUGGAAAGGGAGGGCGCGAGAAGGACACCAUCGGAGCAUGGCAAGCUUAGGCGCUCCCAAACGGCCGGAGCAGCCCUGUUGGCAGGAGGAGAAGAGACGGGCGGCAGCGCAGAUGUGAGCGCGUGGCGUGCAGUUAGUGGCGCCGGGGGGAGCCAAGCCACCGCUGCCGCACUCACCUCCUCUCGCCGCCUCCACUCCUGUGCGUCCGCUGUUGCUGCUGCCCCUGGGAGUGGCGGGGACGGUGCGGACGGGUGGAUGUGGGAGUACCAGGGGUGCUGCGAGCACAGCAGUUGGAACCUGAGCAGCGCCGCCCACUCCCCACACACACACCUUCACGUGCCCCACAGCACUGCCCGCACUAGCGGCUCCUCGUUUUUCUCCCCGUCGCACCACGCGCUCACCCCUGCUCACGACCUGCUGCCUGGUUCUGCUUACCUCCACCUCUCUGCGCUUGACGCCUGCUGUGCCUCAGAGCCUCUUGCCCCACGCUGUGCUGUACACUCUCUUGCCCCAUGCCCUGCCAUGGGCUCUGCUGCCACGGGUGCUGCCACGGGUGCUGCCGUGUGCCUAGCAGCAGCAGCAGCAGCAGCAGCAGAGUGGUCGCCACGGGAGGCCACUCCCCCCUCCACGCCCGCCACACCUGCACUGCCGCCCAUCCCCAUUGCACCACCCAGCACUGCCCCUCCUCCACCUCCCACGCCCAGCCUGGCACAGCCGCAGCAGUCCUUCCCGUGUUCUGCUGUCACGGGUGCUGUGGGCAAUGAGGGGAAGGCAGAGAGGUGGUGGGGGAGGCUCACACGGCUGAGGCGGCAGCGCUCGGACAGGCGCAGGCAGGCAAGCAGGAGCCGUGGCCUCUCUGUGCUGCUCACCUGCUGCGUGCACUAA